Molecule: messenger RNA, 6037 nt
Organism: Brassica napus (rape)
Lineage: Eukaryota; Viridiplantae; Streptophyta; Magnoliopsida; Brassicales; Brassicaceae
Product: protein SGT1 homolog A-like
Exons: 5
Coding region: 1-750 (249 amino acids)
Biological process (GO): protein stabilization; defense response to fungus
Cellular component (GO): cytoplasm; nucleus
Molecular function (GO): protein-folding chaperone binding
Source: RefSeq, a predicted model, not a curated record
AUGAAUCCGAGCUCCGACUUCUUCUGUCCACCGCUGCGUCUGAAUGUAGAUCUUCCCCGUCAAGUGUAUCCCUUUCACAGCUGUGCUUCACCUUUCACUUAUGUUUACGUUGAGCUCGCGUUCCGAGAUUCGCACGGCGUACUUCUCAAACCUUCAGUGCCUUGCUCUACCAAUUUCUUCAUGCUCGGAAUCAAGCUCGCCGUCGUACUCAUCCUUGUCAUCGCCAUCCUGCGUAGAAUAAGUAACCAGCUGAGUGUUGUGAUUGAUGUUCCUGGAGAGGAUGAAUCUUAUCAUCUCCAGCCGAGAUUGUUUGGAAAGAUAGUACCAGCGAAGUGCAGAUAUGAAGUACUAUCAACAAAAGUCGAGAUCCGUCUUGCAAAAGCAGAGAUCAUCACAUGGGCCUCUCUUGAACACGGCAAAGGGCUAGCGGUUUUGCCGAAGCCAAAUUUCUUAUCAGAGGUUUCAAAGAGACCGGCGUAUCCUUCUUCCAAGAAAGUGAAGGACUGGGACACGUUUGAAGCCGAAGUGAAGAAACAGGAGAAGGGUGGGAAGCUGGAAGGAGACGCUGCUUUGAACAAGUCUUUACGUGAGAUAUAUUCGAAUGCCGAUGAGGAUAUGAGACGUGCCAUGAGCAAAUCUUUUGUGGAAUCAAAUGGGACAGUGCUGUCAACAAACUGGAAAGAGGUUGGGGCUAAGACAAUCGAGAGCACUCGUCCGGAUGGCGUGGAGCUCAAGAAAUGGGAGAUCUAAUCUUCCUUUGUGAUACUUGGUCCCUUUCCUUCAUGUAAUGAGGAUCCUAAGAUUUCAUUGCUUUUGUCAAAUAUGUCUCUUCACAACUUUUUUGAUGUUUUCAUCUGAAUAUUCACAGAUCACUAUUCUCAAGUGUCUUGUUAAAACUAUAUCCGCAAAACUAAAUAGCCAAAGCCAAGUAGGCAACUGUAUAUGAGAUUUUCCUACCAAGGGAAGAUGAACUUGUAUGUCAAAUUGCAUUGGUAAUGAUUACACAAUCUUUCACACAUCUUACAGUCUAGAACUGUUUUAAAGUGUUUGAUAUGGGUUUGUUUGGACACGUUUACAAGAGACUGUAAAAUGGAUAAUGAGUUCAAAUCCCUUUCAAGUUUCUGGUCAAGGUUUCAAACAUUUGAACUGUCUUCAGUAAUGUAUGGGCGAUGAGUUAAGGGAUUAGACAAGAGUUUCGUUUAGUUGAUACAUUUUUUUAAUGAAAUUUCAAAUUUAUUAAUCCAUUGAGGUAACUAUCAUUUAUAAAAGAAUACUAAGACCACCUGUGGCUAUUUUAUUUUGCUAGGCUACGAGAAUAACUGGAAAAAAAAACUGAGAACAGUUCCGACUGUGCAAAAACCAACGCUGAAGAAGUCCGACAAGCUUGUGACCAGCUCUGUACUUGAGGGAUGAUAUGCGAUCGAUUGUGCAUCAUCUUAUCUAUGACAGUGCGCAUAGCAUCGACAGUUGAUACAUUAAAAUGGUAAAAUAAUUUAGUUCAUAUAUUUUAAUGGUCUUUUCUAAGAUAAAAUGUAAAAUUCCAUUACAAGUUCGUGUAUUGUUAUGGGUGUACAAAAGUUGGUAUUUUAAAAGUGGUACGUAAUAGUAAUCUAUUUAAUAUAUUAAUAUGGUAAGAGCACCUAUAACAACAAUUUUUAGAGAAGUUCUAAACGUUUAAGAAAAAAAAAUAUAGGAGAGAAAAUGACCAAAAGUUCUAAUAUUAGAGGUUUUUAAAAGGGAAAUUAGGCUGUAUAACCAAACAAAAACGUAUAAUUCAUUUCAUAACCAUUUACCCUAACAUUUUUAUACACGGUGUUAACUUUAUAAAUUAAUACUAUAUUGCCCCUUCUUGCAACCGGUGAAACCUGAAACAAAAAUAAAUAUUAUUCUUAAUUAUUAUUAUAUCUAAAAAGUAAAACAUGGCUUUACUAACUUCACAUCAUUCCUUUUUAUUUCUUGCUAACUUCGUAACCUUUGAAUGCUCUCCGACACCGCUUCGCUCCACAUCGUCACCUCCACCGGAUUAACAUUGAAUUGUUGACUUCUUCUUCAUUCUUUGCAAGCGCGUCCUCUUCUUCUCGUCUGAAAUCGUCGGUCACACAACGGCGUUAAAGUGUCAGUGACGAGUAGUAUGAGACCGUUCCUAUUCCACUUCACAUCGUCGAUUCUUCUCAGAUCUCUGGAACUACAGUAAGUUCUCGGGUGUUUACCUUCGAAUUUCUUCAUAUGUUGUUAUUUUUCUUUUCUAUUUGGGAUAUUUUCGGAAUUAAGGUACUAUAAUUGGUAAAUCUACAACCUCGUUACCAUUGCAUGUCGGAUCUGAUUUUUGCGCCGAAGUUCGCCAAUUGAUUUAGGGUUUCGGUUUCCCCGAUCGUUCUUGAUUUUGAAUUUUAUGAAAAAUACAUAGUAAGUAGUAUAGUAAUAUAAUUUGUUAUAUGGAAUAGCAUCUGUAAUACAACUUGUAUGCGUGAGAUCUCUUACGCCUAUUUAUAUUUGAGAUGGAAUAGGAAAACUAUAUGUUCAAACUAUUCUAUUUGAGAUGAAAUCGAUUGACAACGUAUUCUACUUGAGAUGGAAUUGAAUGAUCUGUAACGUAUGUGCUACCAUUUUUUAUCAACAAUCGUAUUGUUUGAAAUAUAAAAGGUUAAUUUAUAUAUAAAAUAGAAUGAAUUACUUUGUCAUAACCAUGUUUUCCUCUUACUUUGUUCUUUAGGUUUGGCAUGGACGAAUUAAGCCUUCGUAGUAGAUUUUUUAAGACAUGUUUUGAACCCACUGAAAAGACGGAUUAACCAAUAUUUCAACCUCCGCUGGUUUGAGAUGAUCAGGAAUGCAUUAGAGGGUUCAAUCUUGUUCGUUGUUAUUUCAUGUUCUCUUGACAUAAAUGGAAUAAACCUUUUAUGUAUAAAAAGUUUUAACGUAGGCCACUUGUUUGAAUGUAUACAGUGAAAAUAUCUUGGUAACUCCAACUCACUACGUGUCUUUCCCCUAUUCUCUCAAAUGGAAUAGAUGUAACCAACUUAUAGCUAUUUAUUCCAUUGCAUUUGUCGUCACCUCUUCUACCACAGACGCCAAGCUUCUAGAAAACACAGGUUAGGGCAAUUUAAUGUUUCUCUAUUUCCAUUCCAUUCAUUGUAAAUGAAAUGGAAAGGCUCCGAUUUACAGUCCUUUCUGUUUAGAUUUGGAUUUGGGUUCUCGAAGAUUGUACGUUUGGUGUUCAUAUAUGAGGUAUUAACAAUGAUUUAUGCUCACUAAAUUUGGUUUGUCUUAGCAUUACGGUUUAUAUUUCCUAACUUGAAUAAAAGUCUUCUCGUAACCCUAUACACAUACCCCUUCCCUAGUCAUUACCUUAUGCUCCUUGUUUAAAUUUAGAAGGUGAAAAUAUCUUCGUUAAUGGAGAGGUGUACGUGGCAUCCUCCUACUCUUUCAUAUGUACUUGUUGUCAUCAAUUUGUGUUAAGUGUUUAAUGUCAGGUGUAGUUUUACCACUCCCCCAUUAGACUUGUAUCCAAGUGACAUAGUAUACAGUAUAUGGAAUGGAAAAUGUACAACAAUAUAUACAUGUCACUCUAAGAUUUGUAUCUACGUUUCCCACUGCAUAUUCCAUGUUGUCAUGAGGUUUAUAUUUCCAUAAGAUGUGGUAUCCCUAGGGGUUUAUAUUUCCCUAACUUGGGUUUAGUGUUUAUACUCAACUGUUGUAUUACCAGAAGCUGAUGUUAUGUAUUUCGUGUGGCUAAUUAAGAAUGUAAAUACCUAUUUCUGUGUAUUAAUGCACGCAUAUUUAGUUUACCAAAGAUUUCGCUUCCCUGUGCUGGAUUGGGGUUUAUAUUUCUCUAUCUUGGGUUUAGUAUUUGAUGUCAAGUGUUCUAUUAUCAUACCCCUAUCUUUGUAUUUGAUUUUGCUCAUGAAGUGUCUAAAUACAUAUGUCCCCUAGUAUGCCAGGUGGAUUUAAUUUCAAAAAGGUUUGGGUUCCGUUACCUAUGUCUUGGGUUUAUAUUCCCGUAACUUGGGUUUAGUGAUUACUCUCAACUGUUCUAUUAUCACCUCAGUUAGUUUUGUAUUUCAUCUGGCUCAUUAUGAAUGUAAAUACAUGUCUCCAAGCUGCCAUUAUAAUACUUAAAUAUAUACAUGUUGUACUCUGCAGCUAGCGUUUAAUGUGUAGUUUUACCACUCCCUCAUUAGAUUUGUAUCCAACUGACAUAGUAUACCGUAUAUGGAAUGGAAUGGUUUGGUUCGAACACCCAUCUUUUAUGUCUGCCACUCCGGGUAUUGAUAAAAUAGUUUCAAUUGGACUCCUUCAUAAGUUGGAUCUAUCUUCUCUCUUACUCCUCUGACUAAAUCAUACAUGUUCAUAUCACGGUAGAGGUUAAUGUAGUGCUCACCAAUGAAGGAAUGGUCUGGUUCGAACACCCAUCUUUUAUGUCUGCCACUGACCCAAAAUCCAACAACCAGUAAAACCUUAUCUUCGCUAUUCAUCUGCAAUUAAAAGUAAGUGAAAAUCCAUUUAUAUUUCAAAAUUUAUUCCAUUACAGAUUCAGAAUAAUAUUAUUGUAUCAGAAAAGAGUAAAUUUCCUAUGAAACUAGGUUUAUUAGAAUAUUCUCACACGAACUUACCUCCUUCUUGCUUCCAAGCAGUGAAUCUGUAACUUCCUUCACUUUGUUGCUUCUGAGAGUCUUCACAUAGAUUACAGUGAUUAUUAUAUGGAAUACACCAUUUAUGGUUUUCUUUCAUUUCACCAUUUAAGAUUAGCGGUGCUAAUUUCCACCACUCGUUUACCUCUCCACAGUAAAAAUAUCUUCAGUACAUCUAACUUUCUACGUGGUUUUCCCCUACUCUUUAAUACGGAAGAGCUGUAACACACAAUUGCAAAUUUAUUGCACUAACUACAUCAUCGCCUCUCCCCAACCGCACACUUCACCGUCUUUGUUGGUGAUUAAAUUAGUAAAUAAUAAACUGUAAAUCUAUUCUAUUUCUUCCAAAUAGAAUGGUAAAUACUCUCAUAUGAAAUGGAACAUGCAUAAGUUGGAUGACUGAGCGGAGAUAUUCUAUUUCCAAGUUGGGUGACUGUGUAAGUGCAUCAGUUUAUUUAUGCUGACAUCAACUGUCGCUAUAUUAUGUAUAUGCUAUUUUAAUUGGAACUAUAUAUGUAUUUCUACUACUCUAUAAAAAAUAUAUAGUAUGGUAAUACGAUUCUUGCAUUCUCCGUUUGUUUAACGUUGUUUCUUUUACACUUCCGAUUUUCAUCUACUCCUCUCUCUGCAUAUUUUCCUUCCUUUGAUUUUCAUUUCACACGCUUCCAAAAUUCUCUCAUUGUUACUAUGAGUCACAAAAUCACCACGUCGUUUACUUUAUGUGAAGGAACCGGGUACCUGUUACUUAGAAAGGUAUAACCGGCUGGAAUGAUGGCAAAAAGACAGUCAUUACAUUCUGUCAAAAUCAUAUCUAUUCUCUUGAUUUCUCUCUAAAAUAUAGCUAUUAGGCCAAUAAGCCCUUUUUAAAAACUGCUCUGACACCGACAAAAUAGAUGUCACUCACCGAAGAGAAAUUGGUGAUUUAACUGAUUUGAAAUAAUAAAACAAAUUCAAGUAAUUAUAAUAAUAAUUUUUUUUAUUUAGAAACUCUCAUGGUGUUUUACCAUUGGAGUAGCUCUAACAUCUUAAGUUAGUAUAUUUUAUGGAAUUUUCUUAAUUAAAGGUAAGAUUUUCAUCUUUCUAGUUAUUGCUCCUUAACAACAAAUCAAUUGUAAAAUUUACAAAUUUCACCGAAGUAUUUACAAAAAUGUAAACUUUUUUUUUGUAAAGAGAAAAAAUGUAAAAAAAAAAUUUGGUCUAAAAAAAAUGUAAACUUUUUGCGUUAAUACAUGUAUAUAAAUGAAACUUGCACCCAAGAAAAAUAAAGAGAAAACGCAGAAAAGAAAGUUAGAAAGAAGUUUUUUUGGUGUGUGUGUCUAAAGAAACAGUAUGGAUCGUGGCUUCAUCUUCGCUAUGUGCGUUGAUCAUAUUCAUAUCGCUUUAUCUAUGGCACUGCUGUCGCUCCGACC